CACCCAAAUUCGCCUUGAUGUUGGUCCUACAUUUGUUAGUGACGAAUGGAGCGAUAAGGAACUGACCGACUACUUGGAUGCACAGCUAAUAAAGUAUCAGUCAGUGGAAAUAACUAUAUUCACGUACAAAACUGAUGAUCCACCGCGGUUUGUACUUGAGAGACUAGAACUUAGGGGUUUCAGAGUUGGGGCCAUGGCUGGAGUUGGUCAGAUAUGUAUUUGGACUCUACACAAGCCAUUCGCGGAAUCAUUUGCAAGAUAA
This is a messenger RNA of Candidula unifasciata, 262 nucleotides long. The record is from the annotation of a GenBank genome assembly. Lineage: Eukaryota; Metazoa; Mollusca; Gastropoda; Stylommatophora; Geomitridae.